AUGACCAUGCCCGUAAGGUAUGCCUCGUGUCCGCGAGUGGCUAUAAACGGGUUUGGCCGCAUAGGCAAAUGCUUACUUCGUUUAGCCGACACAAAGGACGUAAACGUGGUAGCUGUAAAUCAGCCUUUCGUCGACGUCAAACAGGUUGCGCACUCGCUGAAGUACGACACCGUUCACGGGGCGUUUGACGGACUAGUAGAAGUCAAAGAGGAUUUCAUUAUCAUAAACGGAAAACCUAUAAAAAUUUUCCACGAAAAAAAGCCAGAGGACAUCAAAUGGAAAGACGCCUCGGUGGAUUAUGUACUCGAAGCUUCCGGUGUAUUCACAACGGUGGAAGCGGCAAAGAAACACAUUGCAGGAGGAGCCAAAAAGGUAGUGAUCAGUGCACCCAGCAAGGAUGCUCCGACGUUCGUCAAAGGAGUGAAUUUCAACGAGUACAAAAAGUGUAUGGAAGUCGUGUCGAACGCCUCGUGUACUACCAAUUGCGCUGCCCCUGUCAUCAAGAUCUUGCACAGCGCGUUUGGUGUGGAGAACUGUUUGCUCACAUCUAUACACUCCAUGACUGCUACGCAGGCCGUUCACGACGGUUUGACAAAGCGAUCCGGUCCGUUCAACAUAAUAUCCGGCACGACUGGAGCCGCAAAAGCCGUAACGCUCGUCUUGCCGGAACUCAAAGGCAAAAUAAACGGAGAUGCUGCCAGAGUACCGACGUUGGAUGUGUCGCUAGCAAAGCUAUUCGUCAACGUCAAAGAAACCGUGUGCGUGGACAGCAUUAAAGAAGAGAUAAAAAAACAGGCCAUGGCGUGCAUGAAGGACGUGGUGUACUACCACGAGGACAAGUGCGUGAGUUCGGACUUUAUCGGCACGCAGUUUUCGUCGGUGGUCGACUUCAACCAGAUCAUCACAAUCGACAAAUUUAUCAGUAUCGGUGCGUGGUAUGACAACGAGGUGGGUUACGCCUGCAGGGUGUUGGAUCUUGUCAAACACAUGAUCUCAGAGGACAGCAAGUCUUGUUGA
Messenger RNA from Adelges cooleyi (spruce gall adelgid), 1017 nucleotides. RefSeq lists its product as uncharacterized. Gene Ontology annotation, molecular function: oxidoreductase activity, acting on the aldehyde or oxo group of donors, NAD or NADP as acceptor; NAD binding. NCBI's taxonomy places the organism in Eukaryota, Metazoa, Arthropoda, Insecta, Hemiptera, Adelgidae. The transcript is spliced from 6 exons. The record is from RefSeq and is a predicted model, not a curated record. Bases 1 to 1017 code for a protein of 338 amino acids.